This is a messenger RNA of Morus notabilis, 1818 nucleotides long. RefSeq names its product cytochrome P450 714C2. NCBI's taxonomy places the organism in Eukaryota, Viridiplantae, Streptophyta, Magnoliopsida, Rosales, Moraceae. The transcript is spliced from 5 exons. Gene Ontology annotation, molecular function: iron ion binding; oxidoreductase activity, acting on paired donors, with incorporation or reduction of molecular oxygen; monooxygenase activity. The record is from RefSeq and is a predicted model, not a curated record. The coding region runs from base 19 to 1599 and encodes 526 amino acids.
GUGAUAAGAAGAAAUUAAAUGAUAUACUCGUCAGCCAAUAUUAUGGAGAUCGGAAAAGUCUUCUUGAUGACCUCGGCGUUGCUUGGCGGUUUCGUUCUAUUUGUGCGUUUGUUCCGUGCCUUGGUUCUGAAUCCAAAGAGGCUAAGAGCUAUUCUGAGGAAGCAAGGGAUCGAUGGACCGCCAUCGACGUUUCUUCUCGGAAACAUCAGAGAGAUCAGGAAGGCGCAAUCCGCGGCCACCGGCGAGCCCAAAGAGACCCACAAUCUCGCCUCUUUUAUCUUCCCAUUCUUUGAUGAGUGGAGAAACAAAUUUGGUCAAGUUUUUAUGUUUGCGCUUGGGAACAUACAGAUCUUGUGUGUGAAUGAUCCUGACACUGUGAGACACAUAACAACAUGCACGUCCUUAGACUUGGGAAAGCCUACUUAUCAGUACAAGGAACGAGGUCCUUUGCUUGGACAAGGGAUUCUAACUUCAAAUGGCACUAUUUGGGCCCAUCAGAGGAAAAUCCUUGCUCCAGAGUUGUAUAUGGACAAGGUUAAGGGAAUGGUGGGUCUUAUCACAGACUCUACUAUCACGCUUGUGGACUCAUGGAAGAGCAGGAUUGCCAAGGAAGGUGGAGUUGCUAACAUAAAAAUUGAUGAAGACAUGAGAAGUUUCUCCGGAGACGUUAUUUCAAGAGCUUGUUUUGGGAGCAAUUUCACCCAAGGACAAGCGAUUUUCUUUAAAUUGAGAGCUCUCCAAGAAGCCAUGUCCAAAAAGUGUUUUACUUCCGGGAUUCCUGGAGCAAGGCAUCUUCCCACGAAGAACAAUAGAGAAGCAUGGGCUCUUGAGAAGGAACUGCCCAAUUUGAUACUUGAAGUGGCGAGGCAGAGAAAGGAAUUAGCCUCACAUGAGAGGGACUUGCUUCAAAUGGUUCUUGAAGGUGCGAAAAAUAGUGACCUAAGUCAAGAGGCAACUGAUCGUUUCAUUGUUGAUAACUGCAAGAACAUCUACUUGGCUGGCUACGAAACAACCGCGGUCUCCGCCAUUUGGUGUCUCAUGUUGUUGGCCAUGAAUCCGGACUGGCAAGAACGAGUUCGGAAAGAGGCCGUCGAAAUCUGCGGUGGUCAGAAUCCUGAUUAUGAUAUGCUUCGCAAAAUGAAGCAGUUGACUAUGGUCAUUCAUGAAGCGUUGAGGCUGUAUCCCCCGGUGACAGUGGUAUCAAGAGAGGCUUUCAAGGACAUGAGAUUUGGUAACAUUUUUGUACCCAAGGGUGUCAACAUUUGGACGUUGGUUUUGGCUCACCAUACAGACCCAGAAAUAUGGGGACCAGAUUCAUACAAGUUCAACCCAGAGAGAUUCUCAAACGGAAUCACUGGCGCUUGCAAGCUUCCACACCUUUACAUGCCUUUUGGGGUGGGCCCCAGGAUCUGUCUUGGACAGAACUUGGCCAUUGUGGAGCUCAAGAUACUUUUGGCUCUCAUUCUCUCCAGAUUCUCCUUCACCCUCUCUCCAAAUUAUGUCCACAAACCAGUCAUAAGCUUGGUCAUUGAGCCUAAAAAUGGAGUGGAUCUCUUGGUCAGAGAGUUGUGCAUGAGCCAAGAAAAUAAGAGAAAGUAGAGCACAGGAUUUAAUUCUUUGCUCUCUUUAGAACUUUCAUGUGGAAUUGUCUUGGUUCCUUGUUUUCCUUCUGUUUAAAUAGUAAUAUGUUGUCGUUACUACUCUACCUUUUUGUCGUUGGACCCUCAUCAGUACCUUUUUUUUUGUAUCUUUAUCACUGUACGUGUACAAAGCUUGAUUAUACGCUCACACAUAUGAAUAUACGUAUCCCUUGCUAAA